GCAAAUUUUGGUUAUAUGCAAAAUUUUCAUAUUUCAACGCAUUAUAGAACGUUUUAUUAUAUGAAUUUGGUUGUUUGAAUGCAAAUCGUUUAUAAGCAAAUAUCGCAUUUAUGCAAAAAAAUUUCAGCAAAAUUGAAUCGUUACGUACAAAUUUUAAUCUGUUUUAAGCAAAUUUUCCAACACUGAAACACUAAAUUUAUUCUAUCGAUUUAUCGAUUGUCAAACAUAUGAUUUUGUGUUACACUUGUUACAAUGUCGCGUCGUGUUGUGUUAACAGCGAAACAAAAAAUUGCGGUUUUAAACGAUUUAAAGACUUCCAAAGACCGAAAAACCAUUGCUGCUAAAUAUAAAGUUAGCUUAAGCACUAUAUCGCGCAUUCAAAUCCAAGAGAACAAAAUCCGCGCCAUAACAAAUCCCAAUAGGAAACGGGAUAGGAAAGGCGCACACGUGAAUUUGGACAGAACCUUGUUGUCCUGGUUUAACCAAAUCCGGUCCCAAAAUGGAAUUGUUACCGGACCUGUCUUGCUUUCUAAAGCACAGGAAUUUGCGUUAAAAUUAAACGAAAGUUAUGUGCCAGACCGUAGUUGGUUGCAGCGUUGGUGCGGGCGAAAUGCCCUUAACUUCUCCAAGAUUUACGGAGAAGCUGGCGAAAAUAACGCAACAAGUGCAGAAGUUUUCACUACUAACCGUUUGCCUCAUAUUAUUGAAAAAUUUUCGCCGGAUUGUAUAUUUAAUGCCGAUGAAACCGGGCUGUACUACAAGGCGUUGCCAAAUGGAAGUUACAAAGGCAAGUAUGAGAAUCCAAAGGGAUUCAAAACUCAAAAGCAACGCCUCACAUUUCUGUUUCUAUGCAAUGCAACCGGCACGUAUAAACGUGCAUAUUGCAUUGGAAAGUCGGCUAAACCACGGUCUUUUAAAGGAAAACAGCUACCGCUGCCAUAUUAUAAUAAUAGAAGUGCUUGGAUGACGAGUGUUAUUUGGAAAAAGAUUCUAAUAGAUCUCAAUCAAAAUCUUGAAAAAGAUAACAAGCAGAUAUGUUUGAUUGUUGAUAAUGCUCCUUGCCACAAUACAGAUGAGAAAUUCUCAAACAUUACGAUUGAAUUUUUGCCACCAAAUACAACUGCCCUUAUACAGCCACUUGAUCAAGGUAUCAUCCACUCCUUUAAAAUGGAAUAUCGACAAAUACUAAUAAAAAAACAAAUUUGUGCGUUGGAGAAGGGCUUAUCUAUAGUUGAAUUCCUGAAAUCGCUCACUAUUUUGGAUGGUAUCAAUUAUGCAAAUCGCGCUUGGAACCUUGUUAAGCAGCAAACAAUUAGUAAUUGUUUCAAAAAGGCAGGCAUUGACAACAUUCAAUUCAUUACAGAUGAGAUUGCAGCCACAGAAGGCGAAAACUAUGAAUGGUGCACACUCGAUAAUGAAUACAUUCAAUGCGAUAAUGAACUUGUCUGCUUUUGAACCAUGUCGGACGAGGAUAUUGUUGCGGACGUAUUGGCCGUCAAUCAAAAUUCUACUGAAGAUGAGGAAGUGUUCGCGCAAUCUGAGGCUUGUAUUAAACACCCCUCAACGAAAAAUGCCUUGCUAAGCUUAGAUUCGCUGCGUGACUAUUUUUGUCAUAACAAUAUAGAUCCCUUAGAGGCUUUUGAAGAUAUUGAAAAUUUAAUCCUAGAGAGUUCUGAAAAACAGAAAUGCCAGAAGAAAAUAACAGAUUUUUUAAGUAAAUCUUAACAAUUUU
This is a messenger RNA of Zeugodacus cucurbitae (melon fly), 1732 nucleotides long. RefSeq names its product tigger transposable element-derived protein 6-like. Gene Ontology annotation, molecular function: DNA binding. The coding region runs from base 253 to 1455 and encodes 400 amino acids. The record is from RefSeq and is a predicted model, not a curated record. Lineage: Eukaryota; Metazoa; Arthropoda; Insecta; Diptera; Tephritidae. Gene Ontology annotation, cellular component: nucleus. The transcript is spliced from 2 exons.